AUUUGCUUUGAUUGGAUGUUUCAUCCACUACGACGAACAGUAAAAAGUUUUUCUCUUGUGUGAAUUUGCAGAAUUUCUGGGGGAGGUGCGAACAGACGUUUGAGAUUAUCUCGAUAUUCCUUCAAUUUUACUUGAAGCAUUUUUGUACAAGAAAAUUACUUCAAACACACACACAGCAACAAAAUAACCAACUAUAGUUCCACGCUUCGUUUCUACUAAAAAAAACUACCAAAACAAAAUAAGAAAAAUUAAAUUAAAUUAAAUUACGAAAUCAGUAGACGAUUUGAUACAUUUAAUUUAAAGUGUAACCUUAAUAUAAAUACAAUUCAUAGAAGCAAUGGCACACAUUGGACGUACAGUGAAAAAUGUUGAGGCGCCACGCCCGCUAAAAUCACAAUCACGCUCUUCACUGAAAAACAAUUAUAUGCUCAUCGAGGAGCUAAUACAGCUGAUUGAGAAUGUCGCGUUGACUCUACAAUCGGGCAUCAAUAAUACGGAACCAAUGGCGGCGCUAGUGCAAAAUCUACGCAUACACGGUCCACAAUUAGAGACCGUCUCGAAAGAUACACUAGAUCGUGCAUUUGUCGUUUUCCGCAAUGCUUCGCAGGACGAACGCUUAAAUAUUAUGACGAGACUGAAUCUGCUCGAAUUGAUAGAGUUACGCGCCAAAGGCUGGGAGGACAACGGCUUCAAUUCGUAUUAUAAAACCAAACAAGUAACCAACAUCGAUCUACCCGAUGGACAUAUUGAUCCAACACAAAGCGGGUACCUUAGCACCUCCCCCACAUUCGGUGGGGCUGGCGCCGCAGCGGCCGCAGCUAUAGCCGCUGUUGGUUCGGCGCAGCAGACGCAACUCCUAUUGGCACCAGGCGAGGUCAUACGAAAUUCAGGCAAGUUCCUGAAACCAACCAAAAUACCGGGCAAAACCUAUUGCAAAGAUGAAGUGGUCAUACGUAAUGCGGAUUCGGGAAAAGUAAUGGGCAUUAAAGGUCGACGUGUCCAUAUGAUUGAGGAGUUAAGUGAAACGAUAAUUUCCUUCCAAAGAGUAAAUCCCGGCGCUAAGGAACGUUUGGUGCAAAUUACCGGUCCGACUGAGGAGAAAAUAAACUAUGCCAAACAACUGAUCGAAGACACUAUUCGUCGCAAUGCAUCACCUGUACGUCUCGAUCCCGCCAUGGGUAGCGGUCAUGCGGGUGGCGGUGGCUCCUGCUCUUCAUUAGCGUCUUCCAAUUCCGAUGAGGCCGUUACGCCACGUACCCCAGGUGUUGGCGGUGCUGGCAACAGCAGUCUGGCCAAUCGUCUAAGCUUCAAUUCGGCGCAAAAUUUCAUGACUGCGACUGCGGCAGCAGCUGCUGCACAACAGCAACAGGUCAUGAAUAUGAUGGGCGCCGUCGUUGGUAGCACUUCCACACCUACGGCUGCUGCCGCAGCUGCAGCUGCUGGUAAAGUGUUGCGCCCUAAUCAGCAAAUGUUAUUGCAUUCAUUUUCCACCAAUGAUGCUUCUUUAGGUGAAUACAAAUACACGGUGAACGUGGGACAGCAUCUCAUCAAAAUCACCGGCGAUUGUUGUGAUCUCGUACGGGUUGCAAAAUUAGUGCUGGACGAUUACUUUAGCAGCGCUGAAUUCUUGGCUUCAGUCGAGGCUGGCGCAGCUUUUGAUGGCAGCAUUGUGAGUCCAAUAACAACACCGUCAACGCCCAUGAGUGCACCACAAUUCAUGAUGGGCACACCAUUGCAUGCCGCUGCACCACCGCUGGCGGAUAGUGGUAUCGGUUUGAAUUACAUGGCCGUACAGGGUGUCAACAGCAGUCUACACGAUGGUGAUGAUGAAGUAUUUGCAGAUACAAAUGCUGCCGGCCAAAGCAAUGGUCUAUCACGUUCACGCAGAAGUCACUUCUCACGAAAAGACUCCACACCAGAAGCGGCAGCUAGCUCUACAGCUGCACGUGGAAAAAAUGAAAACGCCACCGCUGGCACUGCCAGCAGCGAUUCAUCACGAAUUGUUCACGAAUACGAGCAUUUGUUGUACUAUUCGAAGAGCCCACAUUCCUGGGCCUUGCCAUUGGAGUGGCAAAAAAUCUGCGAAAAGUUUCCAGCCAUCGUACGCAAUAAGGUAACCCAAGUCACUGCCACUACAGGCACCGUUACUAAUACAGCACCGAUAUUCCGUGUUGCUUCCAUAACUACUACUAAUAGUAAUAUUUCUACUCCCACUACUAUUACUACUACUACUACUACUGCUACCACUGCAAUUGCAAUUACGCCCAGUACUACUAUGCCAAAUAUUGCUAGAAAUAAUAAUAUUAAUAGUUCGUAUGCUAAUGCCACAGUAGUCGGCUCUGUUGGUGUCGGUGUUGUUUGUGCUAAUGUAACUAGUAGUUUAAGUAUGAACACAAAGAAUAAUACAACAAUGCCAGCGCAGCUGGCACAACAGCCUGCAGUUGUUACACAACAACAACAACAACCACAACAGGCUAUGCACAUGCACCCUAGUUGUCCACUUAUACAUAACCGUCAGCAGUUUGAACUGCACACACCGUUACAUAUCAAACGUAAAGGGUUUUUUAAUCGUCAAAUAGUUAGUAUUGACGAGGAGGGCUACGAUGCGCUCCAACAACAGCAACAACAGCAUUUGCAACAACAAUACCACACAGAACGUCAUUAUAACAAUACGAAUAAUUUAUAUCAACGUGCGUAUAAUCAUCAUCGCACCGAUACAAAUGCCAAUAACAGUAAUCAACAACAACAACAAAUUCACUAUCAGCAACAACAAAAGUUUAUGUCUGUCCGUAACGGUCCCAGUACAGCCAAUUUUAGCUAUGCCAACAUGUCAUACAAUAGUGCAGGUGUAACAGCACCAACCCAAGCAGCAACUCCCACUAAUAGUCUAUCAGCGUCCUUCAAUAACGGAAACAACGCCAAUAAUAGCGCAUUUUCAAAUGCCACUAUGGAUAACAAGCCGCAAAAGUUAUUGAAUAAGCAAAUCAAAUUGAUUUCCUCUAUAAUGGAGAGUACUGUAAUCCAAGAGCCAACUGAGACUGUCAGCAAAUCACUGGAAUCGAAUGCGAAUGACAACAAAGUAACAGCUGACGCAACAGACCCGCCUGAGGGUGAUAGAACCAAAUUUGCUAAGUCCAAAUUGCCUAGCAAAGCUAGAAACACUAGACGUGACGCCGGUGCCAAUAAUGAUAUUAUUGAAAUCAUAGACGAUGAAGAUAACGAUACGGAUGUUGAGUUUGUUAGCGAAACGAAAUAUAUGCAAACUGAGAUAGUAAUAACGGCUGAUGUUGUGGCCAACCAAAGACGUGCCGUUGAACGGCCAAAAUUUUUACGUGAAUAUCGCUCAAACUCCACAUGCGACUAAUAUUUCGAGAAACGUGUUGUACAAAGAAAUUGAGUUUGAAUGGUUUUUGAGGUUAGAUGUGCACUAAUUAACUCAAUGCUCCAAUUCAAGAAAAAACAAUAACAAUUUGUACAUCUAUAGCAAAUGAUUUUACAUUUUAAACAACAAUUUAUCAUACUGAAAUUCACCACGAAAAAUUAUUUAUACUUAAACUGCGACAAAACGAGUUGUACCUAACGAAAAUCUCAGAAAUGCACAUUUCAAACGCUAUAUUCAAGUAUACUAUGUAGAAUGUAAUAUCGUUUUGAAAAAUUUGCUACUUUAUCUCACAUACAAUGCACGUUUAUGCUUCAAUAUUAAUUUUGAGCAGCUAUAAUUUUUAAUUGGAAAUCAAAUACUCGCAUCAACUGAUUACUAAUGUUGUGUGUAUGUUGUUGCAAAAGCACACGAAUUGUUGUAAUACUUUAAGCGAUUAUGGUAAUUAAAUUACCCGAAAAACACUUAUUUAUUAUAUUUUAUUUUCUUGGAAAAUUCAUAAUAACGAGUUGACAGCUUAAAUGUAAAUUGUGCAACAAUAAAAAACACGCGAAAAAGUCAAAAUAUGUCAGAAAAUGUGGCAUAUUUUCGUAUGAUUAAUAUUUUUUAUAAUCACCGCUUAAUGACCAAAUAGGAGAUACGAGUAUAUUUUUAUAAAAGAUUUGAGAUAAAAUAAACCUAACUGCACACAUUUGCCAAAUAUUCGUUCCUUAAAAUAUGAUUAUUUAUAUAAAAAGUGUUUAUAUAUUUUGUAUAUAAUACAAAAAAAAAGUAAAUUAAACCAACAAACUUGAAAUUAACUACAUACAUACAUAUUUUAAAUUUGUAUUGAAUAUACGAAUUUUAACGUUUUAAAGCAAAGCUUUUUGGACAUGUGAAAUGCUAUAAUUACCAAUUUUGUUUCUAAAACAAAAUCAAAAAAUUAAAUAAAUGUACUAUACAUUUAACUAAUCUGUGUUUUGGCUGUGAAACAGAUUAUUAUUAAACCAAAAAAAAAAACACAAAACAUGCAAAAUGUUGUGAAUAAAAAAUUAUUAUUUUUUUCCAAAACAAAAACGAAAAACGUGAAAAAUUAGCAAAACUCCUAGUGAACACUAUGUUUCAUGAGAAACCCAAAAAUUUUUGUAGUUUUUUAGUAAAGCAAAUAUGCAAUGAGUAAAAGCAAUCACUAUAAAUACACACAUACAUACACACAAUUAACGCAAAUAAGUAUUGCUGUCGUACAAUGAAAUGUAUUUACAAAAUUUGAAGUUUUUUUUAACAAACAUUUAUAAUUAAAAUGAAGUAAUGUUUUUCUGUGAAAGUAUGAAGUCAUUUUACUGUAAAUACACACAACGAUUUUAACUCAUUGUACGAUUGCACGCGUCUAUACUUGGUGUAGGGUAAAAUUGCAAAUUAGUUUUUAAGUACUUUAUGCAUUCAAGUAAUUACUAUUAAGACGGUUAUGGUAAAGAGCUACGUAAUCUAGUACUGGCAGUUUUUGGAAGUAUUCACAAUAGUACACAUUUUUAUGGCAAAAAUGUUUAGUUAACUGUAUAUAAAUAAUUAUAUACGUAUGUGUAUAAUAUUUAAAAUUGAAAUUUUUGAUGAAUUCAUAUUCAGAACUACUGAUAUCGCAAAGCACCAAGCAUACUUGAUUCCUUAACCUGACCGACCAACCUAACCUAACCCAUUAUUCGGUAUUUUUUCACACAUAUGAGUGUAUUAUUU
Messenger RNA from Bactrocera tryoni, 5089 nucleotides. It is a transcript of the gene mxt, whose product is annotated as eukaryotic translation initiation factor 4E-binding protein Mextli. The record is from RefSeq and is a predicted model, not a curated record. Gene Ontology annotation, molecular function: eukaryotic initiation factor 4E binding; translation initiation factor activity; RNA binding. Gene Ontology annotation, biological process: regulation of formation of translation initiation ternary complex; positive regulation of translation. Bases 338 to 3364 code for a protein of 1008 amino acids. The transcript is spliced from 9 exons. NCBI's taxonomy places the organism in Eukaryota, Metazoa, Arthropoda, Insecta, Diptera, Tephritidae. Gene Ontology annotation, cellular component: RNA cap binding complex; cytoplasm.